Molecule: messenger RNA, 402 nt
Organism: Darwinula stevensoni
Lineage: Eukaryota; Metazoa; Arthropoda; Ostracoda; Podocopida; Darwinulidae
Source: the annotation of a GenBank genome assembly
AUGAGAGGAAUCAAGGAGGUUGGCUUUGUCCACAGUGCUGGAUAUUGGACGAUUACUGCUGAGGAGCAGCUCUGGUCCUCCACCAUAGAUCCCACGAAGAAACUGCCAGAUAUCCUCCGAGAACUGGGCGUAAUGGGAGUCUGCAAUACAGACGAACACUGCGCCACAUUUCAGAAGGUGACACACAAGCUGGUGGUUGCUGACCACCCCAGAUGGCAUGGACAAGUUUACGAUAAUCUUGAGAAGGCAUUGUCUUUCUUUCAUGUCUGCUUGUCGGAGGAUUAUACAGAAAGUAGGAGGGGAAAGUUGAUCAACCAAUUCCUUCAACUGGCAUCUCCCUUUCCUUGUUCUCAUCCCCUCUACAUCAUUCCCAUCCAUCCUCUUCAUCUUCUCAACAACAUU